Messenger RNA from Oikopleura dioica, 483 nucleotides. NCBI's taxonomy places the organism in Eukaryota, Metazoa, Chordata, Appendicularia, Copelata, Oikopleuridae. The record is from the annotation of a GenBank genome assembly.
AUGAACUUGGUCUUGAGUAAUUACGAGCCGGUUCGAACAACAAGCAAUAAACAUGAUUAUCGAGACUGGACUGGCGUCUUCAAAAGUCAAAAUUUGAUCAACCCACUUCGGCCAAAUUCCCCAACUCGUCGGGAUGCACCUCAUCCUCCAGGGAUGUCGAUUCAACGACCUUACAACUCGGGAAACGAAACUUUUUGGAUUUGGAACCCUCCUCGACGGAGAAUUCAAGAGAGGUUGCCGAGCCCAAUUCGCCUGUACGAACGAGUAAGAAAUUACGGCAACCGGGAUAUUUCGCUUCACUCAUCAGUUUGGAAUGUUCCAAGACAAGUGCACAAUUCUGUGGACUUUCCAAUCCUUCCGCCGCCGCCAAGAAACACGCGCUUUGGCCGCCGCGAUCUCAACCCAACUCUUCAGGGAAUCGUCCCAGGGAGUAACCGUAAUCGUCUCGCUUCGAAUUCUGUCGACUUCAUCUGCUAUCCUUAA